This is a messenger RNA of Melitaea cinxia (Glanville fritillary), 2319 nucleotides long. RefSeq lists its product as uncharacterized. NCBI's taxonomy places the organism in Eukaryota, Metazoa, Arthropoda, Insecta, Lepidoptera, Nymphalidae. The record is from RefSeq and is a predicted model, not a curated record. Gene Ontology annotation, cellular component: plasma membrane. The coding region runs from base 1 to 2115 and encodes 704 amino acids. The transcript is spliced from 3 exons.
AUGAAUCUACCAAAAAUCGAAUUCUUAAAGAAAAGAAAUAAAUGUAUUUCAUCUUUCAUCAGGAAUACCUCUUGCAGUAGCGGAUGGCUUCGUUUGGUGGUUCAAAUCAUUUUUGGCACUCUUAUUGUGUCCAGCUUUGUCUUGAUCGUCCUCAUGUCGUUAAAUAGCUCUCGAAGAAAUUCAGAGACUAUACUUAAAUGUACCACUACCUCCAACUGCAGGGUCAUAUGCAAUGACGUGCCAUAUUAUGGUCAGCUUGAGGAUGACAUUAUAAAUGCCGUUUCGGAAGUCAACCCUAAUUGCGAAAGCAUCGCUUUGAAAUUAAACAGACCGACAUUCGAAAACUCUGAAAUACCGCAUCAGUGGCUCUCAAAAAUUCGGUUUAAUGUUCGUGAAUUAGCAAUUGUUGGAGGAAAUACGAGACAUAUAUCUUCUGGUACAUUUAUGACUCUAUUAGGCACCAACCUGAUAACGCUUAUUUUAGAGGGAAUUGAAAUAAAGGUAUGGGAUAACUCUAUGUUGAUAGGACUCUCAGAAUUACAAAAUCUUUAUAUCAAAGAUUGUUUUCUGGGAGACGUAAGAGAAAAAGCUCUCGGAGUAGUGAGAAAUAGUUUAGAAUUAUUGGAUAUUAAGGCAUCUAAAAGUUUCAAUCCCGUUAAUUUCACUGGUUCCGCGGAAUUUAAAGCCUUGACCGUUGUGGAUUUUUCUUAUAAUGAUUUUAAUAACAUUCUGGGUUCAUCGAGUUUUACAAGCUUAAAAUAUUGCAAAAAAUUAUUCUUAAAUUCUUGUCAGAUAACUGCGAUACGACUAGGUGCAUUUGAUCAUUUGGAAAGUAUUAAGGAGUUACAUCUUAAUAAUAACAAUUUAAUUACUGUACCAGUAGGUUUGUUCAAUAAAUUGUUGUCACUCGCUCCACAAAUUGACUUACACGGGAAUAACUGGCAUUGUGCUUGUAAUAUAACGGAUUUGAGGGACAUGCUAAAACGAGGGCUAUUAGUCGUUGAUCCUAUUUGCCACUACCCAAAUAAAGUCAAAGGCAUGACUUUCUCUAAAUUCGAAGUGUAUUGUAAUAAAACCACUACGAAAAAACCAAUAAUAUCUGAUUCAGAGGAAAAUAAAAAUUCAUACGAAGAUAUCUGUAAGAAUAUGACUGAAAUUAUUUUUUCAAAUACUUUUUGUUCAGACAAGAAUUCUUCUCGACGUUCUAAAUUAAGGGUGAUAUCCUCAGGACCCCAAAAAUGUUAUUUAAACAGAAUGUAUAACAAUAGUAUUAAAUACGUAAAUUUUGAAAAUAGAAUGUAUGAGGAGUCCGUUACCUGGAUAAAGCCGGUAUAUUCUGUACAGCACAACCUUUACUCUAUGAUUGAAAUGCAAUCUUCGGAGCAGCCGGGACUUGGACUUUUAUGGUACCAUUCCUUGUGUUCAAACGAAGUCUUUUGCACCAAUACAAUACCGGACGUCUUGAAAGUUUUUGAUAAGGGUAAAGAAAUGCGGUAUACUUUCUGUCCGUUCAGUUUAUCAAAUGGUACGAUAUUGAACAAACAUUGUAUUUCUUACAAUUUUUCUGAAAAAUCGAAAAACGAAAAUAAUGAUUCUCAAGAAAUAAUUUUUUACAUUUGUAUUUCAAUAGGAUGUCUUGUAUGUGGCGCUUUGUUUGUAUACGCAGUGAUUCAGAGGAAUCCUACUCUAUUAAAAGGUAACAAAAGAGUUAUAUUUGUUAAGCACAAGUCUAUAGACGCUCUUAUUUUACCACCUCAAUUGCCUAUAAGAAAAGAAUUUACAAAGGAACCUGAAACAUUACAAUGUCCUGUUUCUGAGAAAAGUAAAAUUUUCCUGUUGUCGGAUAACUUAGAUAAGUUAUCUUCUAAUAAUUUUAUUCGAUCUAUUUCUUCAAAAAGUUCCGAAAGCAAUGAUGCAAGUUACAUAUCCGCUAUACAACCCACUGAGGAACAGCUGAGAGAGUGGCAUUCAAGUCAAAUUGUGAGUCAAAUUUACAACAGGUCAGCGUCCGACGCCGAUAUAUCGCCAUUUUCUAGCAUUUACGAAAGAGACUCUUUACCUUAUUACUCGAUUCACACCAGAGAGAAGCUUUACGAAGUUCCGAAGCAAAAUUAAAAUUUAGUUUUGUGAAAAUAAAAUUAUUUGUGUCCAACUUUGUAAAAUCAUCUAUAUUUAAUAUUUUAUGAUAUUUUUUAUGCAGUGUAUAAAAAAAGAAAAAGUGGAAUGACCCAUUGACCACCCAUCCAUACCCAUUUGACCAUUUUUUAUUUGUUUUUAAAAGUUCAUAUCCAAGAAGAUUAAUAUAUGCAAAUAAGUAAA